Molecule: messenger RNA, 3181 nt
Organism: Drosophila grimshawi
Lineage: Eukaryota; Metazoa; Arthropoda; Insecta; Diptera; Drosophilidae
Product: probable cationic amino acid transporter
Exons: 13
Coding region: 126-2585 (819 amino acids)
Biological process (GO): transmembrane transport; amino acid transport
Cellular component (GO): plasma membrane
Molecular function (GO): amino acid transmembrane transporter activity
Source: RefSeq, a predicted model, not a curated record
AGCCAGCAACAAAAAAGCGAAGCAGAAGAGAAAGAAGAAGCAAAAUAGGAGUUGUGCACAGUUUAUUAACAGUUAAUCGUUAACUUUUUCAAAUAGUGCCAUAUUCCUACACACAUACAUACACAAUGAAGCCAUCGGAUUUGCUGCUGGUGUUGGAAAAGGUCAAGUUCAAGGUGCCAUUGCCGCCGGGCGUCAGCUCCACGACGCUGCUGCCGAAGCUCAUACGCACCAAGGAUGUGAAGCAGCUGCAGGACGGCAAUGCACAGCCCACAAAGCCAAAGCUAACGAAAUGCCUGAAUACGCUGGAUUUGACAUCGCUGGGCAUUGGAUCCUGCUGCGGCACCGGAAUGUACCUCGUUGCUGGCCUGGUGGCACAAAAGAUGGCUGGACCGGGUGUGGUUAUUAGUUUUAUUAUAGCCGCAAUUGCGAGUAUUUUUUCAGGCGCGUGCUAUGCGGAAUUUGGCGUUCGUGUGCCACACACAUCCGGCUCUGCCUAUAUGUAUUCAUAUGUGGCAGUUGGAGAAUUUGUAGCUUUUAUAAUUGGUUGGAACAUGAUAUUGGAAUAUCUAAUAGGAACAAGUGCCUGUGCCUGUGCGUUAAGUUCAAGUUUUGAUUCACUGACGGGCAAUGCUAUUGCGACCGCGAUGAGCGAGUCCAUUGGCACCAUAUUCGGCAAACCACCUGACUUUAUAGCCUUUGGCAUAACGCUCAUCAUGACCUGCGUUUUGGCGAUGGGCGCCAGCAAAUCAGUUAUUUUUAAUCACACCCUUAAUGCCAUCAAUCUGGCCACGUGGGUGUUUGUGAUGGCCGCCGGCGCCUUCUACGUCGAUACAAAGACGUGGUCGGAGCAUCAGGGCUUUCUACCCUAUGGCUGGAGUGGCGUCUUCUCUGGUGCUGCCACCUGUUUCUAUGCAUUUAUCGGUUUCGAUAUUAUCGCAACCACCGGCGAAGAGGCGCAUAAUCCGCAGAAGAGUAUACCCAAGGCCAUCGUUGGAUCCCUCAUCGUUGUCCUUAUUGCGUACGUCAGCGUUAGUCUAGUCCUUACUUUAGUCGUGCCAUAUGAUCACAUCAAUGUGGGCGCCGCACUGGUGCAGAUGUGGUCCUAUGUGAAUGCGCCCAAGUGUCGCGCUGUGGUUGCCAUUGGAGCCACAGCUGGUCUAUCCGUGGCAAUGUUCGGCUCCAUGUUUCCCAUGCCGCGUGUCAUCUAUGCGAUGGCGCAGGAUGGCUUGAUAUUCAGGCAACUGUCGCAUCUGUGGCAGCGCACAAACGUGCCGGGCUUGGCGACUUUGGGCAGCGGUCUGGCCGCUGCUCUGGUGGCAUUGACUGUGCGCCUGGACAUACUCGUCGAGAUGAUGUCGAUUGGCACCCUGCUCGCCUACACUCUGGUGUCAACGUGUGUGCUGGUGCUGCGCUAUCAGCCACAUAGCACAUCGCUGGUGGAGCUGCUGCCGGCACAGUUGCGCACACCCGUCGCUCCUGGUACCGCCACUACGGAUCCCCAUGCUCGCCCUUCGGAGGUGCUGGAGCCGAAUAAGCUGACCAUUAAGCGUGUAACGCGCGGCAUGUCCGACUCAGACGAUUCGUUCAUCGAUGACAGUCCCGAAGGCUACUUGGGCGGCAGGGACGAUCAGUUUCUUGUAUCGGAUCGCUCCGAGAACAAGUUCUAUGGCAGCGUUCAUGGUGCACCCACCGGACCCACUGGCCAGGCGACAGCCUUCGACACGAUUGGGCUGAACUUUGUCACGCGCAAGAUUCACGACUACGCAUACCUCUGUCCCGGCUUUUUUCCCUGGAUUAAUCCCGGACAGGCGACCGCCGAGAGUGGCAUGUAUGUCACAAAACUAGUUGGAAUCAUGUUCGGUCUCAUAUUCUUCUUGGAUUUGUUCGCGGCCAUCGGUUGGUCCGGCGGCUUCGCCAUCUUCAUUUACAUCAUUUUAUUUAUCGGCAUAUUUGUGAUAUUAUUGAUUAUAUCGAGACAACCACAGAAUAGAUAUGCACUAGCGUUUUUAACGCCUGGACUUCCAUUUAUUCCGGCUAUCGCAAUAACUGUUAAUAUUUAUUUAAUAUUUAAGCUAAGCAUACUGACCCUCAUUAGGUUCACCGUCUGGAUGUCCCUCGGCUUCAUCAUGUACUUCUACUAUGGCAUUACGCACAGCAGCCUCGAGCAAACCACCGAUGAGCUCGAGCUGCAUGUGGACAAGGACUAUAGCAAAAGUGUGGAUGAUAAGGCCGUUUGGGAUCAGCAAUCGUACAACCAGGCGCACGAGCCCGUUUGGGCCAGCAAGGAGACUAAACAGUCCACAAAGCAACGCUAUAGCUAUGGAAAGAGCUCAACUGCUGGCGCUCAGAGCGGCUCAAGGAAUGCUAACAAGUCCGGCAAGGAUGCGGCUGCAGCUGCAUCAACGAGAGCAGCACCCGCUGUUCCUGAAGCAUCUGGUGCACCUGGUGCAGCUGGUGCAACUGGUGCACCUGGAAGCAAUGCUCAGCGCAGCGCGACGGGAAGCGGACGCACUCUGGAGCAUCAGUAUACCGGGCAGUUUAGCAUGUUCGUGGAUGAGGGACAGUUCCCCUCGUGGGAGGAUUAAGCCGAUCAGUGUUAAAGGUUCCCACUCUUUCUGAAAUUUCCAAAAAGUCAUAAUCCAUUCCCAUCGCACCUCGUUGGACCACUGCAAGCUGCACCACCCCGCCGCCACUCUGUGAUCGUUAGUUGCCCAAGCAGUUGCCAAGCACGUCCACUGAGGAGCAAGCAAUACAUUACUAUUCAUACAUACAUCAUCAUGUAUGUCAUACAGUGGUCGCUCGCCAAUCAAACCGCAUAUGUUUAAUUCCCAUUCGCAAGUAAUUCUUAUUUCUUCAAGUCCUAUUUUCAAUUACACGAAAGAAAUACAUUCAAUAUAUAUGUCAAAUCGAAUAAGGAAUCUAUUCUAAAGAGAAAAAAAAAACAAGAUGAACAGCAAAGGUUUUACAAAUACCACUCGAAAACUCAUAUUUUUUGGAGUUCCAAUUAUCAAGCGACCACUGUACAAACCCUUCUACCUAAAGACCUUACGACCUUACGACCUACCAUAUGAAUUAACCUAACUAUGCGUAUAGAGCUGGCAACCAAUACCUGUAAAUAAGAUUAGACUUAUUAAGUUUAACGAUAUUAUAAAUAUACAUAUACAUACCUUUACAAACAUAA